This is a messenger RNA of Striga asiatica, 498 nucleotides long. Lineage: Eukaryota; Viridiplantae; Streptophyta; Magnoliopsida; Lamiales; Orobanchaceae. The record is from the annotation of a GenBank genome assembly.
AUGGGUUCCAACAGUGAGGAGGUGAAAUGGAAGGGCACAGCAAAGGCGAAAUUGCACGGUCCUACGGCAGAUGAGGUGUGGCCACUCCUAGAGGAUUUCUUCUCCCUCCACAAGUGGCUGCCUACCAUCGACACGUGUCAGCCGGUCGAGGGCGCCGGAGACAGGCAGAUCCGCUACUGCGCAUCCACGGACGGCGGCAGAGUGCGGUGGUGUCACGAGAGGCUGGUGGAGAUGGACCCAAAGGACAGGUGGCUGAGCUAUGAGGUGGUGGACAACAACAUGGGGUUUAAGCAGUACAAGUCAACGGUUAGGGUCAACGAAGCGGAGGCAGAGGAAAGUGGGUGCACCUGCACCAUCGAGUGGUCGUUUAGUGCUUACCCCGUCCAAGGCUUCACUUGUCAGGAUUUGCUUGCGUAUUUGGAUAUCGGCCUUCAGGGCAUGGCCAAGAAUAUGGAGAUUGCAUUGGAUUUGGGACCACCCAAUCUACCUACCAUUUGA